Molecule: messenger RNA, 1491 nt
Organism: Danaus plexippus (monarch butterfly)
Lineage: Eukaryota; Metazoa; Arthropoda; Insecta; Lepidoptera; Nymphalidae
Gene: dpp
Product: protein decapentaplegic
Exons: 2
Coding region: 224-1330 (368 amino acids)
Biological process (GO): BMP signaling pathway; SMAD protein signal transduction
Cellular component (GO): extracellular region
Molecular function (GO): growth factor activity; cytokine activity
Source: RefSeq, a predicted model, not a curated record
UCAUUCCGACCGCGGACGCGAAGCCGCGUGCACGUCAUGAAAGUCACACCUGGAGGCGUCACGAUCGUACGCAAGUGAUGCUACCGUCAGUCAUGUGCAGCUUGAGUGUACGUGUUCCGUUGUUACCAAAACGUUGAUACAAUACGUGAUACUAACGUCCCUCGGAUACAUUACUGUUACAACGUUGGAUGCGUUUUAAAUUUCGGGUGGGUCGAGGAGAAUUAUGCGUGGGGCGUGCGCGUGCGCGGUGGUGUGCGCGUUGGUGGCGUUGUGCGCGGCUGCGGGGCUGGACGAAGGGACCCGCGCCGCCGCCGAGAGGCAGCUGCUGGCACUCCUGGGGCUGCCCCGUAGGCCGCCGCACACACACCGCCCUCCGCCGCCCGUGCCUCGAGCCAUGCGACUCCUAUACGACGAGAGCGCCAUCCCAGCGGCAGCCGCCAACACGGCUCGCUCUUUCUACCACACUCCCACCGAGCUGGACGAUCGCUUCCCUGGCGAGCACCGGUUCCGACUAUACUUUAACAUAAGUGGCGUGCCGGCUGAUGAGAUAGCGAGGGGUGCGGACCUCACGUUCCAGAGGGCUGUUGGAACGACCGGCAAUCAGAGACUGUUAUUAUACGACGUCGUUAGACCGGGACGUAAGGGUAAGAGCGAGCCCAUACUGAGGUUACUAGAUUCGAUACCACUCAGAGCUGCCGAGGGUACGGUGAAUGCGGACGCUCUCGGUGCUGCGCGGAGAUGGCUCAAAGAGCCUAAACAUAAUCAUGGACUUCUAGUGCGUGUUUUAGAAGAGGGAUCGGGUAGUACGGACGCUAAGUUUCCACAUGUGCGUGUAAGGAGACGUGCGACGGACGCUGAGGAGGAAUGGCGAUCUUUACAGCCAUUAUUGAUGCUCUACACGGAGGAUGAGAGAGCGAGGGCUGCCAGAGAACGUGGAGAAACAAAGUUGACAAGAAACAAGCGUGCGGCUCAGAGAAGAGGCCACCGCGCGCAUCACAGACGUAAGGAAGCGAGAGAAAUAUGCCAGCGUCGGCCUCUGUUCGUAGAUUUCGCGGACGUUGGCUGGAGCGAUUGGAUCGUCGCACCUCACGGCUACGACGCAUACUAUUGCCAAGGCGACUGUCCUUUUCCGCUAGCGGAUCAUCUGAACGGCACGAAUCAUGCGAUCGUGCAAACUCUGGUCAACUCAGUGAACCCUGCGGCGGUGCCCAAAGCGUGCUGCGUUCCCACGCAACUCUCCUCUAUAUCUAUGUUAUAUAUGGACGAAGUGAACAAUGUGGUGCUUAAAAAUUAUCAAGAUAUGAUGGUUGUGGGUUGUGGUUGCCGAUGACGAAGGCGCCCCGGCCUCGAGCGGACAUAGUGAUAAAUCGUGGACCCAGUGUAUAUAUAGUAGUGGCCUCGACAAUUGUAAAUAAUGUAUUUGUAUAUAUAAUCUUGUAAUUAUUAUUUUAUUGAAAGAAUAAUGAUGUAAUAAAAGAUAUAAAUAUUAAA